UUACUCCUUCUUGAAAAACAAAUUGAAGCUUGGAUUUACGAUAUUUAUUGUUAUUCAUAUCAAAUUUGCGAUAUUUGUCGUUGUUCAUAAACUUGGAUUUACAAUUGUAACAACGUUUUUAUUGUGCUUAAAAUUUGUCAUAAUUUCAUUUAUUACUACUCCGUAUACAUACAAUGAUUAUUAAUCGAUCGGGUAAAAAUCGAGUUCGGUCGGAUUUUGACCCGUUACUUUUCGCAUUUCUCGGAUUCGGAUAAAAUUGUAUUACGGGUCACAAAAUAUUGUUCAAAACCUAAUAUUUUUGGGUCGAAUUUGGGUCGAGUUUGGGUCGAUUUUCGAGUCCGGCCGAUUUUUGACAGGUCUAGUCACUAGAGAAGAAAAACCUAUUUCCGUCGGGUGUCUUUAUUUCUAAAAAUAAAGUAAAAUAAAAUGAAGAGCGAACAAUAAUUGUUUUUAUUUUUUAAAGCCCCUUCAAUUUGAAUUGGCAGUCAUCUUCUAACUCUCGUACUUCAAUCUGAUUACUAUACCUUUCCAAUAAUCCAAAGAAGCGCACUGAUUAUGGCGGUGGCUCAACAACAUCAACCUCAAGAACCCCAUUUUAAUGGCGGAGGAGGUGCCCAACCCCCAAUUUCUUCAACUUCAAUGGCGGAAAACAUGAAUUUUACAUCCAAACGACAACGCCGACCAAGUGUUCGACUCGUGGAAAUCGGCGACCAACCAGCUGCAGCUCUAACAAAUCAAUGGAAACCUAUCAACAGAUCUUCCAAGAGUCGCCCAUUAACCAAUUUGAGUGGGUUAAAUGAAGGAAAAGGAGAAAAGGGUGAUGCUAAUUUUGAUAAUCUUGCAAUUGGAAGCUGGAGAACUAAGGGUUUAAAUGCCAAGAGACAAUCGAAACGACCUCGGACGAAUUGGGAAUUAAACGAAUUAGGUGUAGGUGGAGAUGAGUUUUCUAGGGAUUUUGAAAUGGAGGGGUCUGAAAGUCCAUUGAAUGAGCAAAACCCAGUUCAUAGUUCUAAGGAUAAUGAGAAAAAUCUUCAAUUUAGGGCAACAACUAGUGUUAGGGAAAGAAUUGGGGAAGAUGGGGUUGGUUUAGAUGGUCCUUCUGAUGACAAUGGAGGGCAUAGUGCAAGAGGAUGGGGAGGAGAAGUUGAUGGGGUUAGGGCUUGGUUGAAUGAAUUAGGGUUAAGCCGGUAUCGGCCUGUUUUCGAGUUUCACGAGGUGGAUGAAGAGGUUCUGCCAUUGUUAACAUUAGAGGAUCUUAAAGAUAUGGGGAUUCAUGCUGUAGGUUCUAGGAGGAAGAUGUUUUGUGCAAUUCAGAAGCUUAAUAAAGAGUUUUCUUGAUUGGUUUCAGGUUUUCCGAGAUUAAGGUUGUAGGGUCUCUCUACUUGGCUGCUGAAGAUGGCAUGCUUUUUGAAUUGGUUUCAACUUACAACUAUUGGUGGGUGAUGAUAAUGGUGGCAAUGUGGCUGGUCGAUGGUGAUACAAAUGAUGACGGUAGUGCUAAUGGUGGUCGGGAUGACUUACUAGUAAUAGAGACAUAGGGUUUGGGUGUGUUGUUACACAAACAAGAGAUAUAGUGUAGUCAGGAGACCAAUGAGCCCUGCUGCAGAACUUGUAUGGGUGUGGUAAUGGACUAUGACUCCAUAACUGGAAGGCAAAGUUACAUUAUUAUCAGGGAAAAGACAAAGUUAUCCACCGAAUUGGGCAAUUGUGUAUUGCCAUGUGGGUGGAACAAGUAUGGACAAAGUUAUUAAGUGGCAUUUUAGAUUCUUAGGUUAUACAAAUAUAACACUUGAAACCCAAAUGAUUUCUUUUUUGAGGGAAAGGAUCCAAACACCAUAUUCAAUAAUUAACUAGUGGAGUAUGUUGGUGUGAAUAAGGUGAUGUCGAAUAGGAUGAUUGUCUUUUUUAAUCUUUCUUUCUUAUAAAGUCGUACGUAGUACGUAGUAUCUACCAAGUAAGGCCAGGGACGAAGAUAACCCCUUGUUCGAUUGACAAGUAUAAACAUCGUUCUCAUAAAGAUAACACAAAGAAAAGGAGUUCAUGACAUGACGAUAUGUUCAUGUUCCUUACUUUGAAGUUUGAACUAUGUAUUACGGAGUAGUUAAAGAUUCGCAUCUUGCUCUAGCGUGUAAAUCGUACAGUAUGAUUCGGAGAUGGAACUAGUCAUUUUUAAUUCUUGCUUCA
This is a messenger RNA of Spinacia oleracea (spinach), 2184 nucleotides long. RefSeq lists its product as uncharacterized. NCBI's taxonomy places the organism in Eukaryota, Viridiplantae, Streptophyta, Magnoliopsida, Caryophyllales, Amaranthaceae. Gene Ontology annotation, molecular function: protein binding. The transcript has 2 exons. The record is from RefSeq and is a predicted model, not a curated record. Bases 556 to 1338 code for a protein of 260 amino acids.